Alternaria arborescens is the source of this 1869-nucleotide messenger RNA. RefSeq lists its product as hypothetical. The transcript is spliced from 3 exons. The record is from RefSeq and is a predicted model, not a curated record. Lineage: Eukaryota; Fungi; Ascomycota; Dothideomycetes; Pleosporales; Pleosporaceae. Bases 1 to 1869 code for a protein of 622 amino acids.
AUGACUGUCCAGCACUCGCUAAUGGAUUCCUCGGCUCCUAGAGCCCCCCAUAGCGGUAACUCCAACGGUGACACUCCGAGCAGCGGACCGAUCGACUACAACACAUACAAAUAUGUCGUCUGCGAUGGGUGUCACCAAAGGCUCAGCAACGAACACACACCAGUCGAGAUGCCCUAUUGUCGCCAUAUUUUCGGCAAAGAAUGUGUGAUUGCUAGAGAGAGCCCACGAGAUGGCAGCUAUGCAGACCUCGAUCCCAACCAAGUAGUGGAGUGGGGCCGUAUCAAUGCCCAGGAGCGGGCAAAUGAGUCGGAAAGACAAGCGCAUUUCAAAAGAGAGAUGGCAAGGGAGCAACCGCUGUUUAAGAACGGUGUCCCAACUCCGAUAACAAGUUCUGGCCAGGCAAAUAAAGAUGGAAGAUCUCGCCCAGCACCAGCGAACGCCCGUUUCGAUGCCGUCAAAUUCGGGUUCCACGAGCGAGCGAAUCGACUGGAGAGGGAAGACAGAAUUACACAACGAGAGUCGGCCCAGCCCCGUGGAUGUAGCAGUAGUGCUCUACCGCCUCUCGGCGAGAGUAUAGAAAGUCAGCGUCAGAAAAAUAAAGCUGCAUGGCGAUUAGUUGAGGCACGCCGGUUGUUCAACAAUGAGCCCAAAACCAAAUCACCACCGCCAAUCCAUCCGCCCUUUCCUCCGCCAGCUGCCACCUUCAUACCUGGCAAAAGCCACAAUCAAACAGUCGAGGAGCUUCGCCACUCUGUCGGAUUUCAGACAUCGAAGGACAAAUACGCCCCAAAAGGAAAGAAAUGGUCAUUUUCCGGAACACAAUCAUCUAAUGUCGUUAACGGUCCUCUCCGACUAGAAGUGGCCCCAUACAAUAAUCCAGUUACCCCAUUCAGAGGACAAGCAUUUCUACCGAACAGGACACCUUCCUUCAGCUCCGACAACCAUACUCAACCAUCCACCUCUGGUAGCACGCCUCUUCGACCAGAAGCUGUCGCGUUCGAAAUGUCGAGAGCCUCUCCACGGGAGCAUUCGUCGUUGGUGGAUUAUGCAACAUGGCCCACGUAUACCGACUGGGCCGCAGUGCACAAAAGCUUCCGAGCUGAUGAUAUCGUCGUCCCUGCAUCCCAAUUGUAUCGAAACCCAUACAGUGGGGCCUUGUUCAACAACUCCGGCCAAGAGGUGAUACCUCCUCCCAACAAGCACCCCCUUCCCGGCAACCACCCCCUAAACAGCUUGAUGACAAACAAUCCCGAGACGUUUCACCGCGGCCAACUGGUAAAAAGCCGCCAGGUUUUCCCGCCUCCUUAUAAUCUACCAAGAGGUGAGGUUCCUUCAGCAAUCCCCGAAGGCGAAAAAGGAAUAGAACUGCUACAGCGGGCGUAUGCCGGACUAGCGGUCACGCAGCGUAAUUUACAGUUACGUCGUGCACAAGGACUUCCUCCUAUUCAGAUAGGUCCAUAUCCUCCAGCGGACCCUCCUCCAUACGCAGCCGAUUUAUCAAAUAUGAAUCAUGCAUCAUCGGAGUCGAUGGUUCCGAUGACGGCGGUGGUAGAGGAGCAGGCGAGGAGGCAUUACUCUUCGAACCCGUAUCGGGGCAACGGAAAAGAAGGAACUCCGAUUUCGCGGACUGGGAUUAGAGAUGGGAAUGUUGGGGGAGAUGCAAGUGGCUUGUCCAUUCCGCGAACAGAUAUGAUAGGUCGAGAUCUGCCACGAAGGCAACCACGGGCAGCGUGUAGGGAAGCGAAUCAUGAUGGGGGCAAGGAAGAGGAUCCGUAUUGUGGUAGAGGAGCAGGCCAGAGAAGAAAUAGGAAAUACGGUUGGAUAUUCGGUGACACGGAAAGCCAUGGAACGAAUGAAGCGGAGCACUGA